Molecule: messenger RNA, 831 nt
Organism: Spirodela intermedia
Lineage: Eukaryota; Viridiplantae; Streptophyta; Magnoliopsida; Alismatales; Araceae
Source: the annotation of a GenBank genome assembly
AUGCAUUCGCCGCCGCUUCCAAUCCUCUCCCUCUUCCUUCUCCUCUUCCUCGCCGUUCACCCACGAUGCGACGCAGCAGUUCCCCUCACAAAAUACUGCGGCACCGACAGGAAGAUCACCCGGGCCGCCUCCGCGAACAUAGCUCGCGUCCUGGCCUCACUCCUGUCGGAGACUCCCUCCAAGGGCUUCUCCACCGCCUCCUACGGCAGCGGCCACGGGGACCGAGCAUACGGUCUCGCCCAGUGUCGACAGGACGUCAGCGUCGAGGACUGCAGAACCUGCCUCAGGGACUCCGCCGCCCAGCUACCCAAACUCUGCCGCGGCGGGGCCGACGCCAGGGUGUGGUUUGACUACUGCUUCCUGCGCUAUGGCACCAGACCCUUCGCCGGCGAGCUUGAUACCGCGUAUGGACUCUUCUACAUCAACGUACAGAACGUGACGGAGGAUGCGGCGGAGCAGCGCAGGUUCGACCGGGAGCUGGGGUCGCUGAUGAGCAAGAUUCAGACGCAGGCGCCGGCACGGGGCAGCCGGGGGCUGGCGAAGCUUCAGACCAAGUUCACACCCUUCGUCACCAUCUACGCGCUGGCGCAGUGCACGCAGGAUCUGCCGCCGCUGGCCUGCGCCCAAUGCAUCUCCAUUGCGGUGGCCAACUUCCCCGUCCUCUGCCCGCACAGGAAGGGAUGCCGGGCUCUCUACAGCAGCUGCUACGUCCGCUACGAGAUCUAUCCUUUCUUCUUCCCAGUCCCCGCCGGCUCCUCCGCUGCCGCUGCCGCCGCCGCCGCCGCCGCCGCCGCCGCGGCGUCCUCCGUUUCUGUGGUGGUUUACCCUUAG